Acaulospora morrowiae is the source of this 207-nucleotide messenger RNA. NCBI's taxonomy places the organism in Eukaryota, Fungi, Glomeromycota, Glomeromycetes, Diversisporales, Acaulosporaceae. The record is from the annotation of a GenBank genome assembly.
AUGUCAGACGCGUCAAGGAAGGUGAAAGAGGUGACCAAGGCUCUGCAGGACACUGUCGGUGUUGGUGCUUCCACAACAUCACCACCUCGCUAUACUCCUACAACACCAUCUCUACAAUGCCAUCAACACUAUCACAGAACGUUCUUAAACGUUCUCUUAAUGUUUACGCGACAAGUUUCGAAAUUUAUUGGGUGUCUUGGAAGCUAG